This is a messenger RNA of Macrosiphum euphorbiae (potato aphid), 5223 nucleotides long. The record is from the annotation of a GenBank genome assembly. Lineage: Eukaryota; Metazoa; Arthropoda; Insecta; Hemiptera; Aphididae.
AUGCCUGGGGAUCAGUCAGAUGAAUUGGCAGUGUAUAUAAUAAGACGAGGUCAACUGAAGGCACAGUUAACCAAGUUCCAAACAUAUAUAGAGGAGUUAGACGUGGAUUGUGGCAACAAUAUCAUAAAGUUAAGGUUGCGUCUAGAGAAAAUAAAAGAACUUUGGACCGAGUUUGAUUUGAUUCAAAAUAAUAUCGAAAUAAAAGAUACCGGUAAUGAUCAAUUAGUCUACAGAGAUACGUUUGUAGAUUUAUACUUCGAUGUGGUCGCAAAGGCGGAAACUAUGGUGCAAGGUUCAAACUCUGUGUGUAGUAUGAACAAGGUGAGUGUCCCAGGCAGUUAUAACGAUAUGCAAGUAGGUGGUCCUGCGAUAAAAAUGAAACCGUUAGAAAUACCUAUAUUCUCGGGAAAAUUUGAAGAAUGGUCUACAUUUAAGGAUUUAUUUCUAACCAUGGUGCAUUAUUCAGAAAUAAAUAGUGUACAAAAAUUUGUUUAUUUACGUAUGCAUUUGUCUGGGGACGCAUUAUCUCUAAUACAAAAUGUGGUAACUACAGCUGAUAAUUACUCUGAUGCAUGGAACACUGUCGUAGAGCGUUACGAUAAUAAGCGUAUACUCAUACAAUCGUAUACAAAAAAUAUCUAUGAACUAGAACUAAUGCAAAAGGAGUCAAGUGUUCGUUUAAGAAAGUUUACGGCAGACUUAAAUAUGAAUAUGCAAGCUUUAAAAGCGUUAGGUCAUGAUCCUGAUGCCUGGGGUGCGCUAUUAUUACAUGUAAUUUUAGUCAAGUUAGAUUACAACACAAUACGCAAUUGGGAAUCUAUAGCGGCAAAAAAUACAUUGCCAGCUGUAAAGGAGUUGAUUACAUUUUUAAAUGAACGGUGUCAAAUAUUAGAGGCAAUUGAUAGCUCAAAAAAUUUAGCGUAUAAAUCAAAUAAUAUGCAGCUUAAGCAAAAUAAUCGCAAUAAAAAUGACACAAUCACGCAAUUCAAUAAUAAUAAAAAAUUUAACGCAUUUGUGACUACUAAUCGCUUAGCUUGUUAUUUUUGUAAGGAACCGCAUCCCAUUUAUAAGUGUCAAAAGUUUAUUGCACUCAGUGCAAGUGAGAGAACACUAAAGGUCGAUGAACUAAAUCUGUGUCGUAAUUGCCUUGGUACGGGGCAUACGGAUGUAAAAUUGUGUUGGUCGAAAAAAGUAUGUUCCAAAUGUAAAAAAAUGCAUAAUACGUUGUUGCAUGCGGAUGUAAAACAAGACGUACAAAAUGCGUCUAUGUCGAAUGUGUCCAAUGAAGAGGUGGUGGUUAGUCACGCCGCCCGUGUUCAAACGCGCGCACAAGUGCUAUUAGCGACAGCAGAAGUACACAUAGUAAAUGCGUGUGGCGAGCUGGUUGUAUGCAGGGCAUUAUUAGAUAAUGGUUCACAAAUCAAUAUUUUGACCGAAGCAAUGUCACAGCGAUUAGGACUGGCGCGAACAAAAAUAAACAAAUCGAUAUCAGGUAUUAAUGAGGUGGUGAGCCGUGCCACGUAUGAGGUGACAGCGUCUAUUAAGUCACGUAUAAAUAAUUAUUCCACUACCAUAAAUAUGUUGGUACUACCAAAAAUUACUGGAAACCUCCCUACCAGCAAUAUUGAUACCACAAAAUGGUCGAUACCCAAAGAUAUAAAGUUGGCUGAUUCCAGAUAUUUUAAACCUGAAAAAAUAGAUUUACUGAUUGGUGCUGACUCGUAUUGGGAAAUAAUGUGUACAGAAAAUUUCAAGCUUCAUACAAUGGGUCCGUACUUACAGCAGACAAUGUUCGGCUGGAUUAUUGUUGGACCAGUGAAUGAACGUUCAUCAAAAAACAAUACAACAGCUUGCUUUGUGGUAGGUGAAGGUAAUUAUUCAAAUUUGGAAAAGGAUAUUGAGGAAUUUUGGAAAAUUGAAGAAUGUUCCACGGAAAAUACAGACGAAACGUCCGAAGACGCAAUGUGUCGCAAACAUUUUCAAGAUAACGUAUCAGUUGAUUCAACGGGAAAAUUUGUCGUAAAAUUGCCGUUUCGCGAUAACGUAGAUCAAUUAGGCGAGUCAUAUAAUAUCGCGCUAAAACGAUUCUUAUUACUAGAGCGACGUCUCGGCAAAAAUCCCGAGCGAUAUAGUCAAUAUAAAUUAUUUAUGGAAGAAUAUGAACACUUGGGACAUAUGGAAAAAGUUGAUGAGGAUAAGGAUUUAUCAGUGAAAACAUAUUAUAUGCCACACUCUUAUGUUCUUAAUGAACAUAGCCGAACAACAAAGUUGCGAGUAGUGUUUGACGGUUCGUGCAAGUCAGAUUCGGGGCUAUCGUUAAACGAUGUAUUGUUAAAGGGCCCUAUGUUACAAAACGACCUCACGUUAAUCGUAGCUAGAUUUCGUACCCAUAAAUAUGCAUUUUCAGCUGACAUAAAAAAAAUGUAUAGGCAGGUAUGGGUCGAUAACGCGGAUCGAGACUAUCAGCGUAUAUUGUGGCGUGGUGACCCUAAUGAGCCAAUUAACAAAUAUAGAUUAUGUACAGUAACGUACGGAACAGUACCUGCAAGUUUCUUAUCAGUGGCAUGUCUUCAUAAAUCAACGGACAUAAAUACAAUGUGUCCCAAGGUAGCACAGGUAAUAAAAAAUGAUUUUUGUGUCGACGACUGUUUGACAGGAGCGUCAACGUUAUCGGAGGCGUUAAAUUUACGUAAUGAAUUGAUUAAAUGCCUAAGUAAAAAUGGAUUUGAAUUAAGCAAGUGGACAGCAAAUCAUGUAGAUUUAUUAAAAAAUAUACCAGUUCCAAAUGAAAAUUCACUAUAUUCAUUAAAUAUGGAAACUGAAGCAAUAAAGACAUUAGGUUUGUAUUGGGAAGCAAACUCUGAUUGUUUCAUUUAUAAAGUAUCAUUACCAGUGGCUGAACAUAAAAUAACUAAGCGAGGUAUUUUAUCGAAUAUUGCGCGUUUGUUCGACCCGCUCGGAUUCCUCGGGCCUGUUAUCGUAAUCGCUAAAAUCCUCAUGCAGCAUUUAUGGAAACUAAAAAUAAAUUGGGAUGAUGAAUUAUCAAUAGAAAUGCAAAUGCAAUGGAAAAAAUAUUUAAAUAAUUUAGAUCAGUGUAAUAAUCUUAGUAUCCCACGAUGGUUGCAAUGUGAUGACGCAGAAAAAAUAUACGUACACGGAUUUUCCGAUGCAUCGCUUAAAGCGUAUGGGGCUUGUAUAUAUGUAGUGUGCACUAGCUCAGACGGUAGUCGCCAUUCUCAGUUAGUAUGCGCCAAAUCAAGAAUUGCACCAAUAAAUAUAUUAACAAUACCGCGGUUAGAACUUUGUGCCGCAGUACUAUUAUCAAAAUUAAUAAAAAAAAUUGUUCCAGCGUUACGAAUUAACGUUACAAAUACGUAUUGUUGGAGUGAUUCCAAAGUAGUAUUAGCAUGGAUCGCGGCGGAUGCAAUGCGUUGGAAACCGUUCGUAGCCAACCGUGUAAGUAAGGUUCAAAGGUUCUCGUCACAGUGGUCAUGGUCGUAUGUUAAUACAAAGGAGAACCCGGCCGACAUGUUAUCCAGGGGGUGUGAUGUACAAGAUCUACAAAAUUGUACGUUGUGGUGGAACGGACCAGCGUGGUUGAUGGGCGAGCAGGCGAGUUGGGAAACACUUUAUCAAAUACACGAAGACGAGGAUACAAUAUGCGAAGCGCGUAAGCAGUCGAACUCAGUGGUAAUGGUUACUGAAGUAACAAAAAAUAAUUAUUUUGUUCAACUGUCUGAAAAAUAUUCAAAAUUAAGUCGUUUUCAGCGUGUGUUUGCAUACACAUUAAGGUUUGUGCAUAAUAUUUCAAGUAAAUUAAAAUCAAAAGAAAAAUGCUUAGGUCCACUCGGUAAUGACGAAAUUCAAAAAUCAGUAAAAAUAUUUAUUAAACUCUUACAAAAUCAGUUUUUUGGUGAGCCAUUAAGUAAUAAAAAAUUGCAGCCAUUAAGCCCAUUCUUCGAUAAAGAAAAUAUAUUACGUGUUGGUGGUCGCCUUGGUAAUGCGACGGACCUAGCUCAUGACCAGCGGUAUCCUAUUCUGAUUCCAUACGCGUGCCAUUUUGAUACCCUAAUUUUUAGAAACGAACAUGAAAUGUCCUUACAUGCCGGGCCCCAAGCAAUGUUAGCGAACGUGCGCUUAAAAUAUUGGCCGAUAAAUGGGCGUCGAACAGCUCGAAAAGUCGCCCACCAAUGUGUAAUUUGUUUUAAAAAUAAACCUAAUAUCGUAGAGCCAAUUAUGGGCAUUUUACCCACACCAAGAGUAAACCGGCCACUACGUAGUUUUGAAAAUACGGGGGUUGAUUAUGCUGGGCCAAUACUGAUGAAAUCACAUGCGCGUAGAAAUGCACCGUUGCAGAAAGCAUAUAUAUGCAUUUUUAUAUGUAUGGCAAGUAAAGCUGUGCAUAUAGAACUAGUAUGUGAUCUCACCACUGAUGCUUUUAUAGCCGCCUUGCACCGAUUUAUCUCAAGACGAGGAAAGUGCGGUACCAUUUUUUCAGAUAAUGGUACAAAUUUUGUAGGUGCUAAUAAGAAAUUAAGCGAUUUGUCUGCACUUCUUCUCUCAGAACAACACAAAAACCGCGUCCAAGACACAUUAGCGUUACAAGAAAUUAAUUGGAAGUUUAUACCACCACGUUCCCCACAUUUUGGUGGUUUAUGGGAGGCAGCCGUCAAGGCCGUGAAAAAACACUUAAAUCGUACCAUUGCAAAUUCACGAUUAACGUACGAUGAACUAUAUACUGUAUUAACCCAAAUAGAAUGUUGCUUAAACUCGCGUCCUUUAAUUCCUUUAUCCGAGGACCCUAUGGAUUUGGAUGUCCUUACUCCUGCCCAUUUUCUAAUAGGUAGCUCACUGCGCGCACUGCCUGAACAGGAUGUAGGAGGUAUGCCAAUAAAUAGAUUAUCUCGGUGGCAAAGAGUUCAGCAGCUUGUGCAACACGUGUGGUCGCGAUGGAGCAAGGAGUAUUUGGGGCAACUGCAAGGACGAAACAAAUGGUCCAAAUCUAGAGGGCCAUCCAUUCAACUGGGCACACUGGUAUUAAUAAAAGAAAAUAAUUUGCCGCCGCUAAAGUGGUUAUUGGGCAGAGUUACAGAUGUUCAUCCGGGACCUGACGGUGUCGUGAGAGUAGCCACGGUAUAUACAAAUUCGGGUUUCAAAAGACGCGCUGUUCGAUUACUAUGUCCCUUACCUAUAGAAAAUGAUAGCACACAUGCUCCGUGCUAA